CUCGUUGGCAGACAACCUGGUAACGAACACAGGAAUGGAACAGACUACGAGAUUGAUGAUCAGCUUACCUGAGGCUCCGACAGCUACAGCAGGACGCAAGCUCCAGAACUGCAUAUGUGGUUGGACAAAGGUUACUUCUACCCUAGGCCUGAAAAUACACCAGGGCAAGAAAGGGUGCUUAAAGAAGGGUCAACAGGGAAGUCGCAUCGACAGCUACUUUCUGAGAAGCAGCUCGAGUCAGUCGACAGAAGUUCAGCAGCAGGACACACACCACAGUCUGCAGGACAUCAACACCCCUGCCCCAGAGGAGGAAGAACAAGGCACAGGAGAGCAACCUGAACCCAACCCAUCACGACCAACUGCAGAGAAGAAGAUCCAGGGGCGAAGGCCAUUAGUCAAGUGGCCAAAGGCCUGCGACAAGACGCUGUGGAAGGAGCGGAACACUGAUCUCUGCAACAUACUGGAAGGGAUCAGAGGCACAACCAUGAAGAAGUUGGAAAGAAUGGGCGAUCUUAUCUAUGCCUAUGGGGUGGAACGGUUCGGAGUGGUCGAAGGCAAACAAGCUACUCCGUCAAUCCUCACCAAAUCCAGAAGGCAGACAGAAAUAGACCGCCUAGUCAAGGAGAGGAGGCAGCUGAAGAAGCAAUGGAGGAAGGCCACAGAGGAGGAGAAGGAGGGUAUAAACCUGCUGCAGGAAGAGAUUCAGAGCAGGCUUGCAACACUGAGGAGAGCUGAAAACCUUCUGAGGAAGCGCAGAAGGAAGGAGCAAACAAGAUCACGCUUCUACAAAGAUCCCUUCAAAUUUGUGAAGAGUCUCUUCACAAAGGAGAAGAGCGGAAGUCUCUCGGUGUCAAAGGCCGACCUGGAAGAACAUCAUCUCCAGGUCCCAACGGAGUUCCAUACAGGCUCUACAAAAACGCACCGGACGUCCUGCGAUUCCUCUGGAAGCUGAUGAGAGUUGUGUGGCAAAAGAAGGAGAUACCAACGUCCUGGCGGAGAGCCGGAGGGAUUCUUAUCCCCAAGGAAAAGGAUUCAUCAGAGAUUGGGCAGUUCCACCAGAUCAGCC
Molecule: messenger RNA, 1066 nt
Organism: Sander lucioperca (pikeperch)
Lineage: Eukaryota; Metazoa; Chordata; Actinopteri; Perciformes; Percidae
Exons: 2
Coding region: 35-952 (305 amino acids)
Source: RefSeq, a predicted model, not a curated record